This is a messenger RNA of Oryzias melastigma (Indian medaka), 6400 nucleotides long. RefSeq names its product cyclin-dependent kinase 5 activator 1. Bases 718 to 1722 code for a protein of 334 amino acids. Gene Ontology annotation, molecular function: protein kinase binding; cyclin-dependent protein serine/threonine kinase activator activity. The transcript has 4 exons. Gene Ontology annotation, cellular component: cytoplasm; protein kinase 5 complex. NCBI's taxonomy places the organism in Eukaryota, Metazoa, Chordata, Actinopteri, Beloniformes, Adrianichthyidae. The record is from RefSeq and is a predicted model, not a curated record. Gene Ontology annotation, biological process: positive regulation of cyclin-dependent protein serine/threonine kinase activity; brain development; activation of protein kinase activity.
ACUGCAGAUACCCGCAUCGAAGCAGAGUCGUUCCCUCUUCCUCACAGAAAGAUUUUCACCGCUGAUGGAAUAAGCCACCGUCUGUUUUUUUGAUUUUGCAGCGGCCAUUUCUCUGCGCUUUUCUCUGUACUUGGUUUAUUGAACCGACGUCUGCUGGGCUAUUUCAAUGACCAUAGUGGCAAGGCACCAUUAACAGCGGGCAGACUGAAUUUUAUUUCUCAAUGGAAGACAUCUUUCCACUUCUCCGAGCACAGGAGCGAAGCCUACACCCGCACGCAUCCCCCCCACCGCGCUCCGUGUGUGCGGAGCUGAAGGAGAGAGACGCCUGUUGUGAAGACAGAGCCGCGUGUCUAUGACGUACCGCGGGACUCUGUAGAAACGUUUGAUUUUUUAUUUUUUACGCACAUGAUGCUGCAGUGACACCGACCACCAGAUUUCACAUUUUCGGGACUUUUUGUGCACCAAGAGGAGGUGGUGGGCUAGAAUGCGGGACCUGCAAUAAAGGAGAGCGCAUUCAUUAGAAGGCAUCUUCUCACCACCUAAGAUCCUGUUGAACAACCUGGUCAAAAACUCCACUGCCGUCUCUCCAAGACACUUCCAUACCUACACAGGUUGAGUUUCCUGCAGGAGAACGUUUGAUUCUAUCUCAUUCCUCUUCGUGAACGCUAGUAAGACAGAGCUCCCUCAAACUUUUCAUUCACCAUUUUGCAAGGCAUAAUGGGAACAGUGCUAUCGCUGUCUCCAAGCUACCGCAAGGCGGCUCUGUUUGAGGAUGGUCCUGCCACUGUUGGUCACUACACAGCUGUUCAAAACAGCAGGAAUGCCAAGGAUGCUGCAGCAUCAGCCAAGUCUCUCAAACGGCCAUCAAUCAUUAAUGCUCUCCCAUGGAAACGAAUUGUGGCAGUAUCUGCAAAAAGGAAGGGUUCAAAGAAACUUCCAGCAGAAGGUGGAGAUGGUGUGAAAGGGAGUUCCCCUGAAAGCCCAGCAGCCACUGCAACCAAUUCUGCCUCAAAUAGCUUAAAGCUGAAGAAGUCUCAGUCCUGCAAUAACCUCUCCUCUUACUCAUCCAGCCAAGACUCCUCUGCAACAACAAUCACUGCUUCGUCCCAGUUACCAAUCUCCAAGACCUUGGCAAGUGUAGCUACAGUUGUUGCAAAAAAAAAUUCUAUCACAGGACCUGGAAUCCAGCCCUCCAUCACUGCUGGCACGCCAAAACGUGUCAUCGUCCAGGCAUCCACCAGUGAACUGAUGCGUAGCCUGGGAGAGUUCCUUUGCCGCCGCUGUUAUCGACUGAAACGGCUCUCCCCUACUGACCCGGUGCUGUGGCUGCGCAGUGUGGAUCGCUCACUUCUCCUGCAGGGCUGGCAGGACCAGGGUUUUAUCACACCAGCCAAUGUGGUCUUCCUCUACAUGCUGUGCCGAGAUGUGGUCUCAGCUGACAUGGUGUCUGAGCGCGAGCUGCAGGCAUCAUUGCUCACCUGCCUCUAUCUAUCGUAUUCCUACAUGGGCAAUGAGAUUUCCUACCCUCUGAAGCCCUUCUUGGUUGAAACAGAGAAGGAGGCCUUCUGGGACCGCUGCCUUGACAUCAUUAACCGUAUGAGUGGCAAGAUGCUUCAAAUUAACACUGACCCACACUUCUUUACACAGGUCUUUGCUGAUUUGAAGAAUGAGAGCAAAAGAGAGGAAGAAAAAACAAAGCUUCUCUUGAGUCUUGACCGAUAAGGGGCAGCUGGAAGAGGGCGAGGAUACUCUACCAUCACAUUUAAGUAGAACCUUUGUCUGAUCUCUCUACUGUUUUAUUACCAAACAAAUUCUGUUUGUAGCAUACAAGGAAGACGUAUGCCAAAAAGCAGUAUAGAAAUCCCUGACAUUGCGGAAUUGAGGCCCCAAAAUGUAAUGAGGUAUACAUUUUUUAAAGAGCCAUGCUCGCUGUUAUUGAGUGCAGGCUUGUUUUCUGCUGGGGUUUUUCCUGCACCUUCAGGUGUGUUCAGUGGCAUCAUUUUACAACCUUACAGGCUCUUAAUUUAGAAGUUCAAAUGAAGGAAAUGCAUAAAAAAACAUAAAAAUAACUGUCACUGAAAAUACAAGGUAAUGAUAGUGUGGAUUGAGCAGAAUAAAUAAUUGAUCUUCAGGCCUCUGACAAUGCUUCUACUGAGGAGUAUCAAUCCUCAACACUGAUUUAUAGACACCCGAGGUCACUUACUUGUCCACACUUUUGUUCUACAUCUUUACAAUUUGCUUACAGGUAGGCAGGACUUCUUAUGAAAUUGUCUCAAGAAACACUAAUUCCAGAUUUUUCUGAAGGACUUUCAAAGUUAUUUUAGUUUUGCAUCAGUUGCAUUUUUCAUUCAUCUUCAGUCCAGUUCAGGUUCAUCACCAUUUUUCAUAUAUUUUUCUUUCAUGUCACUAAAUCUAUUUUCAAUCUUGAAAACGCAAAGGAUGGCUUUCAAUUUAAGUCAUGAUUCUGUGUUUUCCAUACUCACUUUUUGUUCCACUUGUUAGGCUGCGGUCAUUGCUUAGGGGCUUUGCAUGCCCAGAUCCCAAAAGUCUUUUGGUUUCAGCACAUACAGCACAUUUAGAGCUGCAGAACUGGACUUUUUAUAUGGAUGCAACAUAAGUAACUACUUUGCCACAGAUAAUUAUUAAGUUUGUUCUUGUAAUGAUCUGCCAUGUAACAGCACAGAAUUUGCCUUCAAAUUAUAACUGUAUGUUUCAGUUUGGAUGUUAAAAAAAUGUUUUAUUUUAAUGAAGCAGGUGCAAUUACUGGAUGAAAAUAUCUGUCUGUACAAACACACGCACUUGCAUGAGACCAUCUCUUAUGUCUUUGCAUUGAUCUUUUUAACCAAUUUGGUUCCAUAAUGCCUGAGGUUAGCAUCAAGUACCUGUACUAGCAGUAGCAAAGGUCAGCUGUGCAGAAAACUCCUCUAUCAGAGCGGAUGAUCCAAACUGUUUAUUAUCUAAAGUACUGUACUUCUUAAAGGAAACAUGUUUUUCAUGUUGAACCCAUGGAGACCAGGUAGAUGAAAAGGCCAAUAUGAAGGUGACGUGAAACUAGUCAGUCCCCAUCUGCACUCACAUCUUGCGUUGAUGCUGACCAAUGGAAAUUUUAAUCAAGAAAGGAAGAAAUACAGAAAGAAAAAGUGAAUAAAUAAGACUGUUUAGCGAUGUGAUGAUCAUAUGAAUCUUUUGCAGAUGUGAAGCUGGGGAAAUGCAGCCCCUCAACACUUCGUAAAGCUUCCUCCAGAAACCCCAAAGACCUUGUGUCCAUGGAAGUCAUUUGCAGUCUCACCCUCUUUUUCUGCUUUUUACAGCAAUAUGGAAAAAGGAAAAAAUGUCUGGCUUCUCAGUCUACUCUGACUCCUCUCCUGUGACCCAGAAUAGACCAGCUGAGCCAUAAUUUGAGAACUUGGGCCCAGGAACCUGAUGGCUCAUGCACUCUGAGUUGUUAAAGAUGCAUGUAUGCUUUUGUUGGUUUCUUGGCAUGCAGUUUUGUGUUGGGUGUACCACACCUCAUGUUGUCGCAGUGUUCAAUGUUGGACUGCUGGAAGGGGUCAACACUGAGUUACCUGACAUCGAUGACCUAAAGAAUAUUGCAAUUGUUAGCUAUGACAAGGGUUUCUUUGGUACAAAAUAAGAAAGAAGAAUCCAAAACAAAUUGGACAUUGUUCGAAUGUCUCUGCACCAAAAUGACAGGAAAAAAAAAAUCCUCCACCUCUGUGCAGAGUUUUACACUCUGGUGGUGUCAAAUGACUCAGUCUAGCCACAGACAGCACACAUUUUUGAAUUUGGGGAAAUUUUGUGCCAUAUAUGUCUGGUGAUGAAAAAAUGUAUACAAAACUGAACAAAAAACAAAGAAACACAUAUGGGGUAGCUCACCAGAAACUCAAAGAGGAAACUUAAAAUAGACUUAAAAUUAUUUUGCUUUUUUAUUUCUGAAAAAACAUUUUUACAAAUGACAGGAUGUGAUGGAUACAUUCCAGACAGGGUGAUAUAGUGGAAUAAGAAACUGUCAUGAAUGGUGGUGAAGGACCCAAACGCAGGAGACAAGACUCGUUGGCGGAAAUGUAAACAUUUACUGAACAAACUCAAACAUGACAAACCCACAGGAGAACAAACCAGUGACUAAACAAAACAGAUGACCUGACAAUGCAGAACUGAAGACCAGACACUUAAAUAGGCUGAGGGUAAUUAACUAAAUGAAGACAGCUGUGGAUGAUUUGACCUGGACACGGUGAGACUGACAGAGAAUACAGAACAUGACUAAACCUAAGCACAGAAUCAUGACAGAAACUGCUACUUGUGUGUUUUGAUCCAGAUUUAAGGUGUAUUUACGCCGAAUGCAGCUUGCGCGAAAAAUUUGCGUGGCCCGCCCCUUUUUUCACCGCAAGGCCAAUUUUCUGCUUGCCACCUGCCUGAGCUUGAGCCGCGGCUGGAUGUGGGAGGAGCUACCGUCUAUUGUUUUCAGGAUGAUCGCUAUAAGGAACGGUGGAUUUCUCUCCUAGAAUGUACGGAAGACACAGAUGAUGUUGAGAGAUUGGGUUUAUUUACUGUGAGGAGUUCUACAAAAACAUUAAUAAUCAUGUCUCCAUGUUUGGGUCUAUGUGAUCAUUAAAAAAUGUUCCUGCUACCAGGGCUUCAAUCUCACUCUGGGGGCUGUGUCUGUAUGACAGCCGCUUCUGUGGUGUUUCUGUGUCUCUGCGGCUGAGCUUGUAGGCUCAUUGUCUAGUAUUAACCCGAGGGGGAAAAGAUAAAUUAGGGGACCUUUUUCCUUUUUUUAAAUGUCUCAAGUGAGAAAAAGUGAAAGCUGGCGAUCUGUCCAGAGUGUAUCCUGCCUUCGACCCAAAGUAGACAGAAAAGUUCUGCAACCCCGCAGCUCCAGCGGAUCAAGGAUAUGAUGGAAUUUCAAGACAAAAACACUCGCCUUGGAUUAUUAUUCUAACUGCUGAUAAAGUAACUGAAAACGUCAAAUGGUCAAAACUGGGUUCCUGAUUGGCAAAUGCAACGCGGCACCCUGUCAAAUUUCAGAUAUUUAAAUUUUUUCUCCGAGGCCCGAUUCAUGCCUAGCUCCUAAAAUCGAGCUGCUGGCAGACCUUCUUGCAGUGCCCGUCACUGAAAUCACACCACAGGACUUCAGGUCGCCUCAAUUUGCGUCUGUACUAUUGGCUCAGCAUGAAAGCUGGCUGCCUCUGCCGCACAAGUCGCGUUUGGUGUGUACCCACCUUUAGACUCAUGCCACAAAUGCACAGAGAAAAACACGUGACUAAAUGGCAGGUUAAGAAAGGUAGCAUUGCUCUUAGCAGAAUUCUAUAAAUAAUUCUUGACCAUUAUUUGGCUUUUGUCCAAUUAAUCUAGAGCAGGGAUCUCAACACUACAGCUCGCGUAGUUCGCGUUUUUCAAUCUGCCGAUUUAAUUGAGACACACACAGAACUCUUCUACAAUUUGUGCCCCUAUCUGAACCCCCCAAAUCCCUAGAACAUAAUCCAGUCUUCUCUUUCCUCAUUGCAGUUCACCUGGUCUCAGUACGAUCAUGCUGCUGCUUUUCUUUUUAAACAGCACAGCCUGUUCUACGUUCUGAUUGGCUGGAGAUCUUGUCAAUCAAUCUCCAUGUCAACUGUCCAGAAAUGCGAAGAUCUGCAGACCCACAGGAAUCUUUGAUCAUGAUCAGAUCUUUGUUUUCAUUCUAUAAUCCUGGAUUUGAAUGUCCGUGUCUGUCUGAGAUAAGUGUCAAAUGUGUAAUGAGGAGCUUAACAUUUGUAAUCCUAAUUCGCAGAUUUCACCUUCAAAAGUUAUUUUUAGAAAAUAUCUUCCCCUAUAAACAAGGGAAAAAAAGUUUCACUUUCUGUUUGUGCUGCUGCUCAUUUCUUCUCAAUCCACUCUUGAUUUUUUUUCUUUAAGUCAAACAUGCCAGAGGAAUACGUUUUUGCGCAGAGAGAUCAUAAAAGUGCAGAGCAGUCCGCUGAGCUCACACGUGACGGUGUAUGUGCAAUGCUCAUUGCCAUUUGCGGACAUGAGGGAGAGACAGAGUGGGCCGGGUGCAACGACAUCAACACAAAGACGUAAAAAAUGACUGACUCUAAAAAAAAUAGGGUUGUGGCUGCAUUGUUUUAUGUUGCGGAAAAUAAAAGCUUCAACAUGUUUUAAACUUAUAAGUAUGAAAACAUUUUUUUUACAUUAGUUAUUCAUUUUGCACAUAUGUUUAUGUAGUUGUUUAUAAGUUAAAUAAAGCAACAAAAUUACCUAAAGAGCCUCUUGGGAGCUGAAAGAUCCAGAUGACUAAGAAGAGCCCUGUGUGAGGAGCUGGAGCUCUCCAACAUCUCAAUAGAACCAUGACGGUCCAGGAUUUGGACUGGUUUGGAAUUAUUUUCUCUGUGAAUAUUAAAGAAAAUAAUCCUUACACAAA